Molecule: messenger RNA, 855 nt
Organism: Trichoderma reesei QM6a
Lineage: Eukaryota; Fungi; Ascomycota; Sordariomycetes; Hypocreales; Hypocreaceae
Exons: 3
Coding region: 1-699 (232 amino acids)
Biological process (GO): nuclear polyadenylation-dependent rRNA catabolic process; CUT catabolic process; exonucleolytic trimming to generate mature 3'-end of 5.8S rRNA from tricistronic rRNA transcript (SSU-rRNA, 5.8S rRNA, LSU-rRNA)
Cellular component (GO): cytoplasmic exosome (RNase complex); nuclear exosome (RNase complex)
Molecular function (GO): RNA binding
Source: RefSeq, a predicted model, not a curated record
AUGUCCUCAGAACCAAUAUUUGUCCUGCCGGGCGAUCGAAUCGAUGCCUCACUGAUACCCUCGCACGAGAAGAAGCCUCUCCGGUUAGGCCCUGGCCUGCGGCAUGUCCCUCCCAGCGACCUCGUUCCGACGCUGGCUGGUCAACUGGUGACGGACCGACAGAAGAACGCCAUCCGUGUAGAGACGGCAAAUGGCAGGUACAUCCCGCGCGUAGGCGAGCUCGUCAUUGGCACCGUCAACAAAUCCGCCCAGGAAGUCUACUUCGUCAGCCUCUCCGACUACACCGCUCCCGCCCUCCUCCCUCAGCUCUCGUUCGAGUCCGCCACGAAGAAGACGCGCCCCAUCCUGCUCCCCGGAGCGCUGGUCUACGCCCGCUGUGUCUCGGCUUCAACGGGCAAAGCCGAUGGCCUUGGGCCGCUGGUUGGAGGCAUGCUGUUCACCAUCUCGCUAGGCAUGUCUCGCCUCCUGAUGAUGCCCAAGAAGGCGCAGCAGGGCAGGCUCGUAGUACUCGACGAGCUUGCCGACGCCGGCGUCCAGUUUGAGACGGCGACUGGCAGGAACGGCAGGCUGUGGGUCGACAGUGAUAGCACCAAGGCCAUCAUUGCCGUCGGCAGAGCUAUUCAGGAAACAGAUGAAAAGUCACUUGGCGUGGACGAACAGAGGAGACUGGUCAAGAAGUUGAUCAAAGAACUGAGUUGAAGCGAACGAGAAGAGGGAGAGACAGAGAUGAAAAAACAUCAAAUGUUCGCAGUACACCCACAGAGUACUUGCGGACGGCUUUUCUCGGCGGGCCAUCUGCUCUUGUUGAAUAUACCCAUCACGCGUUUGUUUGUUCCUUUGGAGCUGCAUGUCUGU